This is a messenger RNA of Glossina fuscipes, 2773 nucleotides long. Its product is annotated as dual specificity protein kinase splB-like. The record is from RefSeq and is a predicted model, not a curated record. Gene Ontology annotation, cellular component: cilium. The coding region runs from base 240 to 2399 and encodes 719 amino acids. Lineage: Eukaryota; Metazoa; Arthropoda; Insecta; Diptera; Glossinidae. The transcript is spliced from 5 exons.
AACACUUUACCAAGUAGUGACUGCUAUACUUUAAAAUUUAUUAUAUAUAUAUAUAUAUAUGUAGGACUUUGGAUGAAUUUGACUUUUUUUUGUUCUCUUAUACUUAGCCGGUUAUAUGGAAAUAUUGAUUUCUAAAUUAAAAAAAAAAAGAAGAUGUACGUACGUGUAUAGUGCGGGUCGCGAAUAUGUUUAAAAAGCAUGAAUUCCGUGUUCGUCAAGCAUAUUAAGUUUAUAAAAUAAUGAAAGACUUGGAAAUAAAUUUGGAAAAUUAUACCAACGAGCGCCAUCCCACUUCAACUAUCAUUACAAAUUUAACUGCAGAAGAUUAUCAAAAUAUAUUAAAGCAAAAACAAACUAUUUCUUCGGAUCGUAACUCAUCGAGCGGUUGUACUCUACAAGAGUUUUGUUGUUCACAAUCGGCUAAGCCCAAGUUACGUGAUAUUGGAUCAUAUUCAACGUCCACCUCAUUUACGGUAUUAAAUAACGAUUACGAUUCAUCGAUUACAGGCAAACCUAACGCCAUUGUGCACCCUAUCCAACGUACAGAUUAUACGGCAUUGCCGACUAAUAAACAUGUCCGGAAUGGUAAUUUACAUCUUUGGGGCACGCAGAUUGCCUCAGAGCCACAGACCGCAAUCCCAACCACUGCAACCCAAUUUAAUGCAAAUUUCGCUGAAGAGCUCAAUCGAAGAUUGCGUAACUUAAAUAUAAAAACGGGACGGAGCUUGGAAUGGUCUCGUUCAAAAUAUUCAGUUCAAAAUGGCAGCAAUCAAGAGACACUUAACCAGAGACCUUUGUUUAUAACGACUGUACCUCGUGGUAUAUUUCUACCACCACCCAAGGAAGUAUUUCUCAUACCGUCACAACAUAAGAAAAGCCUUUAUGCUUAUUCCUCACAUCCUGUCGUUUAUCAAGCAUCACUUCGUCACCAAAAACAACAUAUUUACAAUACGCACACUGGCGGUACAAAAGUUAAAACUAUCAAUGUAACAACAACAACAACAACGACAGCAGCAGCAUCAACAACAACAACAACAACGGCAAAAGCAAUAUCUAAUUGCUAUAAAACUGUUACUAGUAAAAGUCGCGUAACGCUACCCAAGGGCAGAUUUCAAAAUGUUAAAUACAACAAUAAAGCUGACGAUAUUAAUGGCAGCAAUGGUCGGAAUAGAGAAGACCCGAUUGCAAUAAAUGAUAAAGACAAAGUAAUGACAAUUGCAAUACACAAUAAUAAUAAAAACAACAGCAAUAGUAUACACAAACAAAUAUGCAAAAAUAAUAUGAGGGAAAAAUGUAAUCGUCAAUCGUAUGUCUCAGUGAUUGGUGGUGAUGUUGAUGACAACAUUGGCAUACAUAUAACAAAGCAGCAACAACGGCACCAGCGACAGCAACAGCAAUCAUAUCACACAAAAAGAGAAAUACCUCCAACUGAGCCUUAUAACGAUACCAUAAGUAAGGAAAAUGAAGAUAAAAAUCCACUUACCAAUCCAUUAGCACUUUUGCUAGAUUACAAUCCAUUCGAUAAGGGCGCUGAGUCCAAAAGAAGGCUAAGUUUGCGUAAGCGCUUAGGCUGCCAAAAGAAGCAAAAAAAUUUCUUGACUUCGCAUGGUACGGAUCGUCAACGUCAUAAUACAAAGGAUAAUAAACUUAUAGAAGAAAUAACAACGCGAUCACCUGAAAUCGUUCUAGUCGAUCAAUCAGAGCUUUUCUUGGAGAAACCACCUUUAGCACCAUACGUGCCGUUCAACGUUAGCGUUGAUGCAUCCACUGAAAUUGCCGACGACGAACUCUUCCACUUUGAAGCCGAAGUUCAACCAAUUAUUGAAGUUUUGGUCGAUCACACUAUAGAUUUGAGUGUAAUAGAGGUGGCACAUGAAAAGGAAAUCUCUACUAUACGAAGAAAAAUGGAUGUAUUGUUAGCUCAACGUGAAGUCGAAUUGGCAGAGUUGCGUCGGCUUGAAGCCGAGGAUAUACUUUUAAAAGCCGAAAGAACAAGACGUUUACGACAAGAAGCAAUCGCUAAGACGUUAGACGAAGACAGGCAGCAAGAAGUUAUCGCUGCGAAGCUGCUGCAAGGUCAUAUCGCUAACGUUCUACCAGAAAUUUUGGAUAGUCUCGAGCCAGCCGCCGAUGCAGAUAAAAAGGAAAAACUGAUGAAGAGUCUUUGCCCAUGGCUGUCGGCCGAAGUAGCAACGGAAGUUGGCCAGAUUAUAAAUUCUCGCGAAAUUCUUACAGUUAUAAUUAAAGAAAUUAUCAAGCAGCGCGCCGAGAUCUAUGCUGGCUAUCAGGAAAAACAGCCAAUAACCGAAACAAUAGACGAGGAAGAAUACGAGAUUUGCGAAAUUGAAAGUAACUUAGCGGAAACUGAGUCUAUACAACGUUGUUCCCCACAUAUAUAAUGUUAUUAUGACUCUCGGUCGAAUCUCAUAUGCGGAUAUUUUCAUUUCAUUUUUUUCCACAAUAUAUCUUUCGAGUCUACAUCCAAAUUGCUAAUAGAUUUUAUUUUACAAUUGAUUUUUAUGGAUAAAUGUAUAUAGAUAAAAAUCUUUUAUUGCGAUUCGCUAAGCGAUUCAUAGUGAAUGAUUUUUAUUUGUUUACCUAUUUACCUAUAUAUAUAUACUCUUUGAUAAUAUGCACUAUCAAGAUUAUAAUUAAUUAGUGUAAAUAUUAAAUAUUAUUUAAAUAAAAAUAAAUUCAGAAUGUUUCCAAGAUUGACCUCACAAAAAGUAUGAAUAACUCGAGAAUUAGAUAUAGAUAUAACGCGAUCUAAAAU